Chlorocebus sabaeus (green monkey) is the source of this 607-nucleotide messenger RNA. The record is from RefSeq and is a predicted model, not a curated record. Lineage: Eukaryota; Metazoa; Chordata; Mammalia; Primates; Cercopithecidae.
CCUCCUCCCUCAGACCCAGGAGUCCAGACCCCCAGCCCUUCCUCCCUCAGACCCAGGAGUCCAGGCCCCCAACUCCUCCUUUCUCAGAUCCAGAGUCCAGACCCCCAGCCCCUCCUCUCUCAGACCCAGGGGUUCGGGUCUCCAGGCCUCCGGGCUUCCCCAACAACACACACCACGUUCCUCCUCCAGGACUUGUGCCGACAGCUCCAUGCCCGUGUGGACAAAGUGGAUGAAGAGAGAUAUGACAUACAGGCAAAAGUCACCAAGAACAUCACGGAGAUCGCAGAUCUGACCCAGAAGAUCUUUGACCUUCGGGGCAAGUUUAAGCGGCCCACCCUGCGGAGAGUGAGGAUCUCUGCAGAUGCCAUGAUGCAGGCGCUGCUGGGGGCCCGGGCUAAGGAGUCCCUGGACCUGCGGGCCCACCUCAAGCAGGUGAAGAAGGAGGACACCGAGAAGGAAAACCGGGAGGUGGGAGACUGGCGCAAGAACAUUGAUGCACUGAGUGGAAUGGAGGGCCGCAAGAAAAAGUUUGAGGGCUGAGCCUUCCUACCUACUGCCCCCGCCCUGAGGAGGGCCCUGAAGAAUAAAGCUUCUCUCUGAGCUGAAA